Messenger RNA from Daldinia caldariorum, 1993 nucleotides. RefSeq names its product glycosyltransferase family 2 protein. The coding region runs from base 241 to 1731 and encodes 496 amino acids. Lineage: Eukaryota; Fungi; Ascomycota; Sordariomycetes; Xylariales; Hypoxylaceae. The record is from RefSeq and is a predicted model, not a curated record. The transcript is spliced from 4 exons.
GAAGUCGGACUGAUAAACACCUGGUGGAGAACUGCCAACUUCUCCCGGGAGAUCGUUCAGACGGCCGGCUUGUACCCUUUUAAACCUUUUAAAGACGCACGCCUCCAGCAGCUUCCUGGACCAAUUCGGACAUUUUCCUAAUACAAUUUUCGGUAACAACAACGCAACAUAAAGAUACGCUAAUACGUCUAUACGUCUAUCUGGAUCUCUGAUCUCUCUCUUUCCCAGAGAGAAAUAUUCAUGAUGGACAUCACAACCCCCUUGUCGGGUCUCUUUCACCUGCAUUUCGACUUCCUAUCGUCGCCCGACUUUUGGUGGUAUACUUUUUGGGUUUUGUGGGUGCAUCGCUAUCUACGUCUGAUUGUUCACGUGGUAAGCCACUGGACUUACAAGUCGAAACCUAUUCCUGCCAAACCUAAGUACAGCUCCAAUGACGUGACGGUCAUUAUCCCUACCAUUCACAAUGUCUUUGAAGAGCUUCGACCCUCGCUCGAGAGUAUCUUAGCUUGCCGACCAGCCGAGCUGAUCCUCGUGACAACGUUGGACAAGCACGCCGCGCUGGAAAAGCUGGUGAAGACUCUCUCGACCUCCAACAUUCGCGUCCUGUCUACUCCCAUCGCAAACAAGCGACUUCAAGUAUGCGAGGCGCUUCCCAAAGUGGGGACGGAGAUUACUAUCAUGGCAGAUGACGACGUUACCUGGCCGUCGACUCUCAUCCCGUGGAUCCUGGCUCCGUUCGAAGAUCCUAAAAUUGGAGGCGUUGGUACUUGUCAGCGUGUGCGCCGGGAGCCUGACGGAUCUUUGUUGACUCAGAUUUUCAACUGGCUUGGAGCAGCAUACAUUGAGCGCCGCAACUUCGAGAUAUCGGCUACCCACAACGUCGACGGAGGCACAUCGUGCAUGUCGGGUCGUACCGGAGCUUACCGAUCGGAGAUCCUAUCGAGCCACGACUUUUUGGAGGGAUUCAAGACGGAGCGAUGGCGCGAUUAUAUCCUGAAUGCCGACGACGACAAUUUCGUGACCCGCUGGUUGGUGAGCCACCAAUGGAAGACUUGGAUCCAGUACGAGCGCGAAUGCGAGAUCGAAACUACCUUGGAGAAUGGUCUCAAGUUUCUCUAUCAAUGCUCUCGAUGGGCACGAAGCAACUGGCGAAGCAAUUGGACGAGUUUGUUUCGAGAAAGAUAUGUGAUUACUCAACAACCUUGGUCCACUUACGCUCUUCACAUUGCAACCUUUACUUCCUUAGCCUUCGUCGUGGAUCCCCUUCUACUAGCCUCGCUCUGGUGGGGCACCGAGGGUUGGGACUUGGAUGUUCGUCAGCGCUGGUUCUGGGCUCAGGUCAUAUACAUGUUUGCUUUCACCAAAGUGGUCAAGCUGGUCGGGCUCUUUCGACGAAACCCGACCGAUAUCGUCUUCCUUCCCGUCUCCAUCAUAUUCGGCUACUUCCACGGUCUAAUCAAGCUGCAUGCCUUGCUAACCUUGAACAUGACCUCUUGGGGGAGUCGACCUGAUGGUGAUGCUAACGACGCGUCGCGCAUGUCUCCUCGUCCCAGAAGGAGCAACAGCAUUGCGACUCCUUCGCCUCGCCACGAUGAUCUCGACCGUAUGAUUAACAACUCCUUGGCCAAGCGGAACCACCUUGGUGGUGUGUAUUCCGAAAAGGAACCACUGCUCGACUACGAGAGAGAAGUUCCCAUCCCGUCGAUUGCCGUGGUUGCGGGUUUGUCCUAGUGGCAUGUGGAGAUUUUAUUCCGUCGCGGUUCUUUAUUCGGCUAGGUAUUUUUUUGGACGGACGGUUACGGCCUCCCAUUAGGAGGUUACGCAUUUUACGAUUCAUGAAUGUUAUAUCUAAGAUUCGUUUCACCGAAGGGUUUAUCGGAGGAGGUCAAAACGGUACUCUCACACGGUAUACGGUUUACGGUUUACGGUUUACGGUCGCCAACCCUGAGAUAUGGAUUGCGGCCAAUGGCUUUUCAGCCUAUAACACGGUAUU